GCGCUCGUCCGUUGUUUGUGAAAGUUCUCAGAUCUUUUCUGUAGUCGAGAAUUUCGAGGAAUUGAGGAGCAAAAAAAAGUGAUUAUUUUAAAUUUAUUUUUUUCACGGAAUUUCAAAGAAAAAGUUUACGUGGAGAAAUUUGUGAGGUCCUUAAAGCCACGACAAAGUAUUCAAAGAACAAGAAGACAAAAAAGUUCCAACCUUGAACUCACUCAGUGGAAUUUCUUUCGUGACGAAAAUCGACGGACAUAGCUUGAGGCAAGAACAUUAAUAAUUCUCGAAACUAACAAGCAUCAGAAGAAGUCGAAAAUGAUGACAGCAAAGGGAACAAAUCUUCUUUUAGGAGCAGCUGUGCUAUUGAUUAUUGCCGUUACAGGGUCUAAUGCCAUCAUGUGCUACCACUGUAACAGUGCAUACGACCCCAGAUGUGCUGAUCCAUUCAACUCAUUCUCACUUGGUAUCAUUAAUUGUAGUAUGGCACCAGUGCCAGAUCAUGUUGGAUCUAUGGGAAUUGAACGUGCAACCCUUUGCAGAAAGACAACACAGAAGGUUUAUGGAAAAGUCCGAGUAGUACGUGGAUGUGGAUACAUCACAGAUGACCGUGACGAUGGAACGUGCGCAAAACGAUCAGGAACACACGACGUAUUCGCAUUGUACUGUGCCUGCACCACAGACUUGUGCAAUAGUUCAGAUAAAGUGUUCAGCAAACAUCAAAUUGUCUUCGGCAUUCUCGCUGCCAUUUUAGGAUCAUACGCUAAUCAAUUCAUUCAGCGUCAAUUAUAGAUUAUUAGUUUCAUGAAUUUAGGUAUUAUUUGUUGAUAAAAUAUUAUAAAAUGUAUUAUGUUUUAUUGGUUUGAAGCGUUAAUUAUUUGACUUUGUGUUUGCAAAAAUAGGAAAGAGACAAAAAUAAAUAAAAAAAUUUCAUUGCGAAAAUUUCAU
This is a messenger RNA of Chironomus riparius, 939 nucleotides long. The record is from the annotation of a GenBank genome assembly. NCBI's taxonomy places the organism in Eukaryota, Metazoa, Arthropoda, Insecta, Diptera, Chironomidae.